This is a messenger RNA of Mangifera indica (mango), 934 nucleotides long. RefSeq names its product growth-regulating factor 10-like. Bases 154 to 798 code for a protein of 214 amino acids. NCBI's taxonomy places the organism in Eukaryota, Viridiplantae, Streptophyta, Magnoliopsida, Sapindales, Anacardiaceae. The record is from RefSeq and is a predicted model, not a curated record. Gene Ontology annotation, molecular function: ATP binding. Gene Ontology annotation, biological process: DNA-templated transcription; developmental process; regulation of DNA-templated transcription. The transcript is spliced from 3 exons. Gene Ontology annotation, cellular component: nucleus.
GCGUCAACCCUCUAAAUCAAAAGCUCUGACCUCAAAUAUAUCGCUUCCUUCUGCAACACAACACUCCUUUUUUGCCUCAACCCAUACUGUUUCUUAACUUUCUUUGACCAUUUCUUUGCCAAUACAUAACAUAUAUAUAUAUAUAUAAAAGCAAUGGAGCCCCAACAUCCACCCUUCGAGAUGGCACGCUCUUCAGACAUGGGGAUUGGACUUCAUUCCUGGAAUAUGGAGAAUAAUGGGUCUAAUAGAAAAGAAAAGUCACCUCCGAUUGGGCUAGGACUUGAGCUUGGAAGUGGGUCCGGUAAAAAAUCAACCAGGACAACAUCCUUUGGUUUCACCAUUUUUCAGCAUCAGGAGCUACAUCUCCAAUCUCUUAUCUACAAAUACCUGGAAGCUGGGCUUCCUGUGCCUUACCAUCUUGUUAUCCCAAUAUGGAAGAGUGUCGCUAACUCCUCUAUCAGUCUCAGCAAUGGCGUCCAUCAACUCUUUCCUAGCCUUUUUGGAUGUGGAUCGAUGAAUUUGGAAAUGAGGAGCGGGUUUGAUCCAGAGCCAGGGAGAUGCAGAAGAACAGAUGGGAAGAAAUGGAGGUGCAGCAAAGAAGCAGUUCCAGAUCACAAGUACUGUGAGAGGCAUGUAAACAGAGGACGUCACCGUUCAAGAAAGCUUGUGGAAGCUUCACCACGUACCCACAUCAAAACCACUGUUGAUGCCAAUAAUAAUCUCUCCAUUUCACUCCCUGUAGCAAACACCACCGUUGCUUUCUCUCCAAAGAGUGUUCUUCACGGGAGUACUCAGUAACUUCAACCGUCUUGGCUGUAUUCAAAAACUUGAUGUUCUUCACGCUUAGUUUUGCUUUCAUAUUUAACUAUGUUAUCAUCUGUACUGUUUAUGGUCAGGAGUGAAAGAUCUCAUAUUAAAAAUUACGUGUUUUUAA